GGAUGAGGCCAGGGUAAGGGAAGGAAGGUGAGGGGGUGGUCAGGGUGUGCAAGGAUCAGAGGAGCAAAGGAGUCAGAAAAGGGAAGGAAAUAGGAAGAUGGAGGUGUGUGAAGGGGAGGGAUUGGUAUGAUUUGGGAGUGAUGGGGAAAGAGGAGAAAAAAAGAUUGGGUGGUUACCAGUACAUCAAAAAAAAAGAACUGCUAGUGAUAAUAGGACAUUGAAAAAAAUACAGUAGACAUAAAGAGAUUGGGAUGGCAUUAGAAGGGGCAAAGAUUGUCCAAAGGAGACAGGGCACUUUAAAAUUAUUCAAGUGAAUUAAACGAGUGAGUAAAGAAGUUGGUAGAAGAUUAUGGAAUUGAGUGUGUGGUUUCAAAUAAAACAGAGAAGUUUGUUGGGUAAAAUUAGGAUAGUGUGUGGUAGAAUCAUAUCACCAGGAUAAUAACAUUGGUUACGAGGCGAACAGAAGAUAGAUUGGUUAUGAUGCAACAAUCAGUAGACUCUCCACUGUACAUCUACAGAAGUUUGUCAAAGUUUUAGAUGACAUGCUGAAUCUUCACAAACUUAGAAGAAAAUGGAGGCACAACUGUGCUUUCUUUAGGUUGGAAGUUAAGGUCUGGAUCCAGGACAGAUCUUCUGAAAUGAUAAUGCCGAGGAACUUGAAGUUGCUGACCCUCUCCACCUCUGACCUCCUGAUGAGGACUGUCUUAUGGACCUCUGGUUUCCUCCUCCAGAAGUCAAUUCACAGCUCUUUGGUUUUGCUGACAUUGAGUACUGACACUUGGCCAUUAUGACAACGCAAAGUUUCAAAAACAGCAAACAAGAAUUUAACUUUGGACCAUGGAAGCUCACUGCUAACAAAAGUCAUAUUAUGAAAUCAAAGGAUAUUGAGAAGUUAGCUGAAGAAAUGAAGAUGCAUUCCCUUCCAGAGAUGUUGUUUGGUGAUAAUGUUUUAAGGGUUCAACAUGCUGGUGGAUUCGGCAUUGUAUUUAAUGCAACAGAUGCCUUGAGGACAGUCGAUAAUGGACAUGGUACAGUUAAAGUAGCAUGUGCAGAGGCUUGGCAGGAGAGCAGGGCGGAUUCUGAACACUCAAAGAUUGUUAAACCUUAUGACUGGACAUUUACCACACACUAUAAAGGAACAUUAUUUGGUGAUAAUUUAAAGCUGAAGGUCACUCCCACAACUGAACGCAUUGAUUUGGAGAAGUUGAAAACAAGAGAGCAAAUCAUGUAUUUUGAAGAAGUUCUGUUGUUUGAAGAUGAACUUCAUGAUCAUGGUGUUUCCAUGCUGAGUGUAAAAGUGAGAGUGAUGCCAUCUAGUUUCUUUGUUCUGUUGAGAUUUUUCUUGAGAGUUGAUGGUGUACUCAUUCGAACAAAUGACACAAGAGUUUAUCAUGAGGCUGACAAAAACUACCUUCUUUCUGAGUACAGUACCCGGGAAAGUUAUAUAUCGGCUCUUCAGAAUGUUCCACAAUAUCUUUUCACUGAUCCAAAUGAGAUCUCGCAGUAUUUACCUCUAAAACAACUGAUCUGCGAGAAAUUGGAAUUUCCCGAAGGUGUGGACAACAAUACCGUAUUUGGAAAUACACAGAUCUGUGCUAAUUCUGAUGCAGCUGACAGAGAAUCAAAACAAACGUGAUAUUCUGCUUUCGGAAGCCGAAGAAGUUUUUAAUUGAUGGACCAGUAUAAUCCUUAACUGUCAAUAUACUGGAAAACUACUGCAGUAAAUUAUGUCUUGUAAAAAGCAGCAGGUAAUGAUUUAACAGUUGUAAAACAGAAUUUAUCGAAGGCAGAAUUUAUUAACUGGGUUGAUUGGCAAUUCAGGCUUGUUACAGUUGAAGCCAAAGUACAACCAGCAGUGCAGCUUUUGUCUGAUUUUGAUGUGCUGCCUUACUGUUGCUUCUAAUUUUUUGCCAGUGAAACCUUGAAUAAAUUUGAACUCUGAAGGGAUGAAUGAAAUUUAUAACUGGUCAUUGUAAUUAAGGAGAAAGUUUGUAGAUAUACAAAAGUUAGACUUAAGCUGUACCAUUAUAUUUUGAUAACACUGGAAUAUGCGGAGUGCUAUGCCACAACAUUUGUUCUUGCCUUGCACUCAGAUUGUAGUAAGUUACAGUAUUUGCCCAUACAAAUCAACAUAACGGAGUCAUUUGUAGCAAGUUACAUUUGUGCAGUUUUGUAAUGAUAACUAGUCAUUAUAAACCAAUAAUGGAUCUCUCUAAAACUGUGUAAACUGUAAUUUAAAUAAAGAUUGAUUUCUAAGUAGUUCAUUCUUGAAGUGACCUGAAAUUUUUUAACUUGAAAACAUGACUAAUUGUGCAGAUUUUUUUUGCAUGAGCCCAAUUAAUAUUUAUGGAAGUAAACCACCAGUUCAUCCCAGCAUUUCGGGUGCAUUGGGUUAACGAAAGGAAAUACAAUAUAGAAAAAAAACUGUGGAUAAUUACAUAUUAGGCCAUUUGGCAUAUGAACUCUGCAAAAGUAAAAGUUAAUUCAAUUUUCCAGAUCGUGAUUCCUUUACUCGCUGCUCAACUUCAUGAAUAUUGUAAAUAUUUCUACCAUGCUUUAAAGCAAUCAGAUGAAUUGUAAAAAAUGCAUUGUAAUUUAGAACUUGUGUAAAGCUUAUGUAAUUUCUGAGGAAAUAAAAUGAUUAUAUCUUA
Molecule: messenger RNA, 2651 nt
Organism: Hypanus sabinus (Atlantic stingray)
Lineage: Eukaryota; Metazoa; Chordata; Chondrichthyes; Myliobatiformes; Dasyatidae
Gene: tiprl
Product: TIP41, TOR signaling pathway regulator-like (S. cerevisiae)
Exons: 9
Coding region: 788-1636 (282 amino acids)
Biological process (GO): TOR signaling
Cellular component (GO): cytosol
Source: RefSeq, a predicted model, not a curated record